Messenger RNA from Lagenorhynchus albirostris (white-beaked dolphin), 3019 nucleotides. It is a transcript of the gene KLF16, whose product is annotated as KLF transcription factor 16. The transcript is spliced from 3 exons. NCBI's taxonomy places the organism in Eukaryota, Metazoa, Chordata, Mammalia, Artiodactyla, Delphinidae. The record is from RefSeq and is a predicted model, not a curated record. Gene Ontology annotation, molecular function: RNA polymerase II cis-regulatory region sequence-specific DNA binding; DNA-binding transcription factor activity, RNA polymerase II-specific. Gene Ontology annotation, biological process: regulation of transcription by RNA polymerase II. The coding region runs from base 133 to 972 and encodes 279 amino acids.
CGGCGCGCGCCGGCCUCCUCCUCCUCCUCCUCCUCCGCCUCCCGCACUCGAUCAGCCGCCGCCGGCCGGACGGGCGCCGCUCCCGCCGCCUCCGCUCCGCCCGCUCGGCCGCGCCGCCCGCCCCUGCCUGGCAUGUCGGCAGCCGUGGCGUGCGUGGAUUACUUCGCCGCCGACGUGCUCAUGGCCAUCUCCUCAGGCGCCGUGGUGCACCGCGGGCGACCGGGCCCCGAGGGCGCGGGCCCGGCCGCUGGCCUGGAUGUGCGCGCGCCGCGCCGCGAGGCCGCCCCGCCCGGGCCCCCGGGGCCGCCGCCGCCGGCCCCCGUCGUCCCGGGCCCAGGCCCGGGCGCCGCCGCCGCCGCACCCCACCUGCUGGCCGCCAGCAUCCUGGCCGACCUGCGCGGCGGGCCCGGCGCCGCUCCGGGGGGCGCCUCGCCCGCCUCCUCUUCUUCGGCCGCCUCGUCCCCGUCCUCCGGCCGCGCCCCCGGCGCCGCGCCCGCCGCCGCCAAGAGCCACCGCUGUCCCUUCCCGGGCUGCGCCAAGGCGUACUACAAGUCCUCCCACCUCAAGUCGCACCUGCGGACGCACACAGGCAGGAGGAACCGCGCGCUGCCUCCGAGGUGGCCGCGAGGAUUCACCCCAGAGAGCGGCGGAGCGCCUGGUGCAGAGCCAGGUGAGCGCCCCUUCGCUUGCGACUGGCCGGGCUGCGACAAGAAGUUCGCGCGCUCCGACGAGCUGGCCCGCCACCAUCGGACGCACACGGGCGAGAAGCGCUUCCCCUGCCCGCUCUGCUCCAAGCGCUUCACCCGCAGCGACCACCUGACCAAGCACGCGCGCCGCCACCCGGGCUUCCGCCCGGAACUGCUCCGGCGCCCGGGCGCCCGCAGCACCUCGCCCAGCGACUCGCUGCCCUGCAGCCUGGCGGGCAGCCCAGCGCCCAGCCCGGUGCCCAGCCCGGCUCCCGCCGGCCUGUAGAGUCCCAGUCCAGCCGCCCUGAGCGCGCCCCCGCUGGGCCUGGGCAUGGAGUACCAGCAACACGCCUGCUGUCCCGGCCCGGGGCGGGGAACGGACUGACCGCUAGCCCGGCCCCUUCCAGUGUCCCCCUGAGGGCCCCCCAAGAUGCCCUUGCCCCCUCGAGAAAACAAGGAGGGGUCUGAGACUGGACCGGGGUCAUCCGGGCCUUGGAGUUUGCUCUCGGGAGGGGUAGUGGCCCCGUGUCUGUAUAUAGCCAUGAUCGUUAACUCUCUUCCCAGCUGUUAAACAGGGACCCCGGGUGGGUGGCCAGGAGGAGUCCCCCUUCCCCCUUCGCCACCUCCCUGCUUUGAGGGACGUGUGGGCCUUGGGGGGAGGUGGCCCAAGAAAGGCACCCCCUAACCGGUGUUCACACUUGGUCCCCAGGCCCCUCUGUCCAGGUUGGGAUGAAGUGUGCAAAGAGCCAUAGGUGAACCAGGGGUUACCGCGGGCUGCCUCGUGUCCCCCCAUCCCCCGCCCCGGGAGCCCCUCACCCCACCGAAAGCCAUUGGAGACGUUCAGGGAAACGGGGGUGUGGCCCGGCCGCCCCCAUUCGGGUACUCAAUCUCAGGUGUCCACAGGUUCUACCCCACUGCUCAUGGGAGGGGCCCCUCAGCUCCCCAGCCUCGAGGGCUGGGUGGGUGGGGACGGGGGAGGUCGUAGGGUUUCCAUAGGGGUACCGGUUUUGCUUCUGAGACUUGGGGUAGGGAGGGAGAGAAAGGGGGGUUCUUCCAAAGAGCAAUUUGACUCACGGUGGGGGCGGGGUGCGGGGCGCGAAUAUCACCGGAUGGGAGUUACUGCAGGCUUAUUUAUUUUCCUCUGUCUGCUGGCUUGGGGGGCUGCCUUGCCCCUCUGGGUGGGUGUGCGAAUGUGUCAGUGAGAGAGACUGUGGAGAAGCUGGCCCCCAGUUUAGAUGGCUGGCUCCCCUCUCCUGAAGGGGAAGAGUCCCCGACUUUGGCCUUGUGCAGCAUCACGUGACAAUCAAUCCCUCCUAUUUGGGACCAGGCCAGCCUUCGGGCGAAAUGCACCCCUUCCCCGCCCUGCGGACGGGGGUGAGGAGGCCCCGGGCCCUUGCUCCAUCCUGCCCCGGGCAUGGCCACUGGACCAGCGGUUGAGGUCCCGCCCACGCGGGCGGGCGGGCGGGAAGUGGGAGGGCUGACCCCCCGAACCCCCUGGGAGAGCUCGAUUUUUUUGGACCGGGUAGAAUAUUUUUUCAGGCGCCAAUCUCUUCCUUGAUCUGGGCCCCGGUGGGUGGUCUGUUGUCCUCAGGCUUUGUGGGUGUGGGGGGGAGGGCCUGCGUGGUCUGAACUUAGGAUGAGGAAGGACAGAUGUCACGUCCCCUCCUGGUGUCUUCCCACCGUGGCUGCGGUUGGAUUUCAUUUUGGACAGAGGGACUGAAGACCCCGGCCCUGGAAUGGGAAGGGACCCAGGCUCCCUGUCCCAUACCCUGAAAAGGCCUAUCCCGCCUUUGGCUGCACGAGGUCUGUGACACCCCUCUGUGUUCCAGAACCUUCCUGCCUCCCAGUUGGCGGCUGGGGCGUUUGGAUGGCACUAGCGUGGACCGGAACGGCCCUGGCAGGAUCCAGGGACAGGUGCCUGGGGUCCUGGGGAGGGCGGUGGGGCUGCGGAGGAUCUUCCCGCGGUGGUGAGAUGCCUUAGUCCAGGGGGCAGAGGGCGGGCCCGGGCCUUGUUUCCCUUUGUGUCUGUCUGGACGCCCCCCUCAUUGUCCCAGCCCUGGCCGGUGCAUGUCCGCGGGGGUUGGACUGUGGUCUGAGGACCCAGGGAGCUGAGAACUUGUCCCUGCCCCCCCUCCCCCCCCCCCGUGUCCAGGAGUCUGGAGGGACCGAUGGUCAUUGGGGUCUGGCUCCAGCCAUUUUAGCUGUGGCCUCUCGAGGUGUGGGGGGGUAGGGUCCUAAGGGAUUUGUGCUUUCGGGUGACCCCCCCCCUCCCCUUGCCCUGCCUGGCCUCAUCCUGGUAUUUAAUUAAUUAAACAUGUCUUUUUUAAACCCGA